UAGAUAUUAAAAAAAAUUACAUUUCAUUGACUGAAAAAUGUGGACACAUUUUAGAUUUUAGGAUCGAAUUUUUCAUUUUUCUUUUAAAUAUGGUUGCAAAAUCAUACUACCAAGGUGCUUAAUAACUCUACUAAGCAAUUAAUGUAAUGUAAACGUUUAAGAAUAAGUGUAAAACGUGUAAAUAGACAUCAAAGUGGCAACAAUGUUCUCUGGCAAGGAUGCCGCAAACCCUGCGUAUCCGACACAAUGGGCACUGAAUCCCAGUGCAUAUCAAAAUGUAGACUCAAAUUCAGUAGAUUGGGCUGCUCUCGCUCAACAAUGGAUUGCUAUGAAGGAAGCUGCCGCUAUAAUUGCGGCACCUCCGCCUCCUUCAAUGAAGCCCGAUGCAGAGGAGGGCGAAGCGCCGAUGGAAGUCGAAAACCCGGAUAAUACGGAAUCGGCGCCUCCAGGAGUUGAAUGGAACUCUUCAACUAACACCUGGGACAAUAAUUGGAAUCAAUGGGGUUGGGGAUGGCCUGGUGCUGGCGGAGUGGAUUCCAAAAUGGUGCCAGAUUCGACCAUAGCAAUGGCACCAAUGAUGGAUGGCUAUACUAUGCCAGCUGAUGGGGCUACACCAAUGCCCGGCUACACAACCGGAGUGCCUGCGCCAACAUUUCAACAUGGGUACUGGACAGCGCCUCAAGUGGCCCAGGAUUCUAGCAACAGUCGGGGCAGCAGUCGCAGCAGAGACCGUCGCUCCAAGAGCAAGAACCGAGAUCAUAAAUCAAGAAGUUCCAGGUCUAACAGAGAUAAACCUGCAAUGAUACCACCGGUUAUCGAACCAAUAGUGCCUCCUAUGGGACCCUCGGCCACCAUAGACGCUGCAAAACGAAGGCAGCUACCUGCUUGGAUAAGAGAAGGUUUAGAGAAGAUGGAACGGGAAAAACAAAAAGCCAUAGAGAGGGAGCAAGAGAAGGUAGCGCGCGAGGAAGCUGAGAAACAGAAAAAGAAGUUGGAAGAAGAGGAAUUACAGAGGAUGAAAGCUGAAGCUAGUGGAGAACCCAUGCCCCCGCCCAAGAGCAAAUUUGAAUCUGACUCGGAGCCCGAGGAAGCGGGAGCGGAGACUGAUCAGGAGCUGCCACCGCAAGAGGAGGAAGAAGAGGAGGUUGUGAAGGAGCAACAAGUGGAGCCCGAACCGCAAUUAGUCAAGAAGAGCAAAGAGGAGAUUAUGCAGGAAGUGAUGCUGAGCGUCCGUCGCACAUUGACGGAAAUCUUACUAGAGGUGACCGACCAAGAGAUUCAUACGGUGAGCCAGGAAGAAUUGGCCCGGUAUACCGCCGCACAAGCAUCGCGCCUCAACGUGUUGAAGGCAAGCAAGUCCAAGGCACUCGCCGCCAUCGCCAGCGGCCUCGGACUGGGCGCUUACGAGAGCAGUAGCGACGACAGCGCCGACGAAGAAGACCAAAACGAUAUUACUGACCAGCAAUUGCAGGACCUCAUCAAACGCAAGAGACAAGAGUUCGAGCGCACAGCACGCGACAUUGAAGCGGAAGUCCGUCGCGCAGAGCAGCGGGAAGCAGGAGAUGACCCCACCACGCCAGCAGCCACGCCGGAGAGACCGCGUCGAUCCAGAUCGUCAGCUACACCGCCGCCAGUGGAAUCCGAAACGCCAGAGAAGCUACCAGAACGCCGAACCUCAAAAGAUAAAAGACCAGACAAGAACCAUAAAUCUUACGAUAGCGUAGAUGGUAUUAGGAAACUAGAAACAAUUACAGAGGAGCAAUGGAAAAAAAGUAAAAAUAACACCCCUUCUCCCCAAAAGAACAGCAGCAAGAACCACAAAACUAGUAUAGCUUCUAGCGAUUCCGAAGCAGAUUCUUCGUCGUCAGGUGGUUCCUCGUCAGAAAGUGAGCAUGAAACCAAAGUUGAAAUUAAACAUACUAAGAAACGUAAACGCAAGAGCUCUAGUUCAAGCGAGUCCGCGAAAAAGUCGAAGAAACACAAAGAGAAGAAAGACAAAUCACACAAAUCAGAUAAGAACUCUUAUUCAAAAUCAAAAAAUGAUGAUUAUGAAAAAUCAGAUAAAUCCAAAUCUAGGAAAAAAGAUGAUUACUAUGACAAGCAUAAAUCAUCGAAGAGUAGAGAUUACGAGAGGUCGCAUAAAGAUAAAUAUAGGGAUGAGUCUGACGAAGAGAGACCUAGGAAGCGCAGUAGAAGAUCACGGUCAGCGAGUUACGGAUCGCGGUCAGAACGGAGGCGUUCCCGCGAUCGGUCCGAAGAGUGGUCGCGUAGAAGAGACAAGAGAUCUCACGGCAGGGAGAGUUCCAAGCGGGAUAGGUCCUACGAUAGGUCGGGGAGGGAUUACGACAGACACGAUAGGUAUGAGCGGUCUAGGGACUACGACCGGCGGAGAUCGCGCAGCGGCAGCUACUCCAGGCACCGCCGGUGAACCAAGGUUACAGAUGCGACAGGUUGUACAUAUUUAUAUUUUACUUGUACGGAACAUUUAAAACUUUUACUCGCCACAUCACAUGUCGUCUUUCUCUGCAAUGUUUAGUUAUCCAAUAAUAUUAAGUAUGAAUAAAUUAAGACUAUUUGUUCUUUCGACACAUGUGUAAUUUGAAUAUAAUACUAAUUUACCAAGGCUCUGUUUGUCUUCUAUGAAACAAAGGUCAUUGUAAGAAAAACUUAUGAACAUAUUCAAUACCAUAGUUAGUUUUGUAAGUUUUGAUUUAUACUAUAAGAAAUAUCUUAAAUAUUUAUAUAUCUUAUUUCCACUCAGUAACCGUAACUUCUUUUAUUAAAAAAUUGUGAAAUUCAUAUUUUAAUUGCCUAUUGUUUUCUCUUGCAGGUCGAGAUGUUUCUGCUUGCUUCAGGUGUAAAUAUUCAAGUUUGUGUAUAGUAUUUUAGUGUGCACUAAGUACGUAACCAUUUAAUGCAUUACCUAUUCCAAUAAAUUUUAUUUCACAA
This is a messenger RNA of Amyelois transitella, 2949 nucleotides long. Its product is annotated as arginine/serine-rich protein PNISR. The record is from RefSeq and is a predicted model, not a curated record. Bases 203 to 2428 code for a protein of 741 amino acids. Gene Ontology annotation, cellular component: presynaptic active zone; nuclear speck. The transcript has 11 exons. Gene Ontology annotation, molecular function: RNA binding. Lineage: Eukaryota; Metazoa; Arthropoda; Insecta; Lepidoptera; Pyralidae.